AUGGAGAGAGUAGGCAUCGAACCUUGUGUGAAGAUAGACACUCCAACCCUUGAUCUUCUCAAGAUAAGAGAUGAUGUCACAUGGUAUCUAAGGAAGCUUGGCUUGAGCAAGCUCUUCAAGAUAGAGUGCAGCGAGUACUCAUUGCUCACCAAGGAGUUCCUCUCCACAGUAGCUCUAGCCUUCCCCAACAACAAUGAAGACCAACCAGCUGGUGAUGGACUCCUAUUCUUCAAGAUAGGCAACACCAAUGGGCGCAUCUCCAUCUCAGCUCUAUGCCAACUCUUUGGACUUCCAAAUGAGACAGCCCAUGAUUUCAAGGAGAACUCAAAGAGGAAGCAAGCUGCCUUUAAUGAUUGGACACACUUUGCCAAUGAACCAUUCUUGCCUUCAAGAUCAAAGGUGUCUAGAAUCACUCAUCCAGCCAUUCGCUAUGUGCAUCGCCUCAUCUCCACCACAUUUCAAUGCAAACAAGAAGCCAACAAGGUCACAACUGAUGAGUUCUACAUCCUCACCACACCAUUCAUCAAGAAUAAGUACAAGGCCAACCUUGGCCUUUUGUUUGCAAAGACACUCAUCAAUGUGACGCAUCUAGCUCAAGACUUGGAAAGCAACAACAAGCUUUGUGUGCGCUUUGGGAGACUCAUCACGGCCAUAGUGCAACAUGUGGGACUUGCCAUUCCUAACUAUGAGCCACUACCCAAGCCAAUCCCUUUGGAUCUCCAUGCUCUUCAGCAAAUACACUUCCUAAACCGUUGGACUCAAAACCCAACUAAGUUUUGCUAUAAGUUUCCAAUUGGACCAACCAACACUUCGCUUGUCUUGUUGCCACAUGAGGAUAUCCCAAGCCUACGCUCUGGUGUUGUCAGUUUCCAACUGAUCGGCGGAUCAGGUCCCCUUUCCUAUCCCUGA
Molecule: messenger RNA, 909 nt
Organism: Microthlaspi erraticum
Lineage: Eukaryota; Viridiplantae; Streptophyta; Magnoliopsida; Brassicales; Brassicaceae
Source: the annotation of a GenBank genome assembly